AUGUCAAAACUACCGGAGGAAGAAUUCCCACAGAAGGCAUUUGGAUUGGCAGCUAAAGAUAGUUCUGGUCUACUCACACCUUUCAAAUUCUCAAGAAGGGAAACCGGAGAUGUAGACGUCACCCUUAAGGUGAUGUUUUGUGGAAUUUGUCAUUCUGAUCUUUCGAACAUUAAGAACUAUUGGGGAGUUGCUAAUUACCCAAUGGUUCCUGGUCACGAGUUUGUUGGCAUUGUGACUGAGGUUGGAAAUAAGGUAUCAAAAUUCAAAGUUGGGGACAGAGUCGGUGUUGGGUGUUUAGUCGGGGCUUGUCAUUCCUGUGAUAAUUGUUCAAGAGACCUUGAGAACUAUUGCUCUAAAGCAAUAUUCACCUACAAUAGUUCUUAUUAUGAUGGGUCAACAACAUAUGGAGGUUAUUCUGACAUCAUGGUUGCUAAUGAGCGGUACGUGGUAAGAAUCCCAGACAGCAUGCCAUUUGAUGCAUGUGCACCACUAUUAUAUGCCGGUAUUACAGUGUACAUCCCAAUGAAAUACUUUGGACUUUGUGAGCCUGGUACUUGCUUGGGUGUGGUUGGACUUGGUGGUGUUGGCCAUGUUUCUGUGAAGUUUGCAAAGGCUUUCGGAAUGAAGGUUACUGUGAUCAGCACCUCGCCAGAUAAGGAGAAGGAAGCAAUUGAACAUCUUGGAGCAGAUUCAUUUGUUGUUAGCCGUAACCAAGAACAGUUGCUGGCUGCGAUGGCUACAUUGGAUGGUAUCUUGGACACAGUUUCUGGGCCUCAUUCUCUACUGCCGUUGCUUGGCUUGCUAAAAUCCGAUGGAAAGCUUAUUAUGCUGGGAUUACCAGAUAAGCCAUUCGAAGUGCCUUGUUUCCCUCUGGUUUUUGGUAGGAAGACUGUUGCAGGGAGUACUAUAGGAGGAAUGAAAGAAACACAAGAGAUGAUUGACUUUGCAGCAAAACAUAACAUUACAGCAGAUAUUGAGGUUGUUCCAAUGGAUUAUGUCAACACCGCAAUGGAACGUCUUGCUAAGGGUGAUGUUAGAUACAGAUUCGUCAUCGACAUUGCCAACACAGUAUCAAAAAUUGCUUAG
Messenger RNA from Papaver somniferum (opium poppy), 1086 nucleotides. RefSeq names its product probable mannitol dehydrogenase. Gene Ontology annotation, biological process: lignin biosynthetic process. Bases 1 to 1086 code for a protein of 361 amino acids. Gene Ontology annotation, molecular function: zinc ion binding; cinnamyl-alcohol dehydrogenase activity. The record is from RefSeq and is a predicted model, not a curated record. Lineage: Eukaryota; Viridiplantae; Streptophyta; Magnoliopsida; Ranunculales; Papaveraceae. The transcript is spliced from 6 exons.